AUGUGCGCUGUGUUCCGCGGUCGGGGGCUGGCUGUGUUCCGCGGUCGGGGGCUGGCUAUGUUCGCGGGCGUGGGCUGUGAGCGCGACAGGCCUUGGGGACGGAAGUCGAUGAUAGAGUCCGCAGCCGAGGCCGGGAACCGCUAUGUCUUUACCAACUGCUCACAGAACUCCGCCAAGACUGAGCAAAUAGUACGAGGCGACUGGCCAAUGGAAGGGCGGCUCUGGUCGACAUGUGACCGAUGGGGCGCGGAGCCAUCCCAUAGCUGCCUGGAUAUAAACACGGAGCAGGAGAAGGUUCCUCAGCUCCCGCGAGGACACUGCGGAAGGACAAGAGGACAAGUGGUACCCUGUCUGCGGCAAUCUUCCAACACGAUGGACAGUCGUUUACUGUUGGUCUUUGUAUGUGUCUGGGGCGUGGCCAAACCUCACCCCUCCACAGGCAACCUGUUGGCCACCAUCCGCGCCACCCAGUCCAGUCUGUUGGACUUCCGCGGAUACGCCCUCAAUGCUAUCGACAGGAACACGGACACCAACUACGAGAUGGGAUCGUGCAGCAGCACCAAGGUGGAGGCGUCGCCCUGGUGGAGCGUUGACAUGUUCUACCAUUACCACGUCUACGUCGUGAAAAUCACCGCCGGCCACUUGGGAGGCGGCAUCAGAGGAGCCUCGAUCCUCAUUGGAGACUCUGCGGCAGUCGACGGCAAAGGAAAUCAGAUGUGUGCAACGGAAGUGAAUGUUCCCCCGGGCGAGUCUGCCUACGUGAACUGCAAACCAAGGGGCGUGCACGGGCGGUUCAUGACCAUCACCAUCCCCGGGAAGACGGCAUGCCUGGUACUCUGUGAGGUGGAGGCUUUCGGGGCACACGAACCUCACUAACUCUCACGCUAAUCCGGGUGGAGAACAGAUCCCGGGCCUUAACCCUGGGCCGCUCUGCCCUGCCCCGCUUCAAGCAAAACUUAACCGCGAUCCAUCCAUGGAAUGUGCAGCCGGCUCCGAGCGAACGACAGUGGGCUGUUGGGUGAGGAAUCAUCGCCGGAGAAAGAACCACUUCCGCAAGCGGCCGGAGACCGGAAGCUGGGGCGGAGCCGCUAGCGGACGCCGAGCACUCUGCCGGCAACACAGUCUGCCCCGCUCCUUCCCACUAGGCUUCUAAUGGCUUCCGCUCCGCUCCGUCCCCGACCUGGAUCUGUGCUGCAGCCCGUCGGUCCCCGUCUGACGGGCCUGUGCCCGGCCACCACCUGCCUGCACUGGGGCGUCCUCUCUCUGAGCCGGGGUACGGCCCGCAACCUGUGCAUCUUCUGUCUGAAUAAAUCUAUGCUACGGCUGUUUGCAAACC
Amblyraja radiata (thorny skate) is the source of this 1336-nucleotide messenger RNA. RefSeq lists its product as uncharacterized. Bases 1 to 876 code for a protein of 291 amino acids. The transcript is spliced from 7 exons. The record is from RefSeq and is a predicted model, not a curated record. NCBI's taxonomy places the organism in Eukaryota, Metazoa, Chordata, Chondrichthyes, Rajiformes, Rajidae.